CUUGUGGAAUAAAAACGAAUGACAACUGGAAUCUGAACAAUUCUUGAAAAAGGGAUUUGUGCUGUGUAGGCAGGCUCUUCACUAGCUUACGGCUGGGAUGUGACAUGCCACAAAACUAAUUCCAAAGUUGCAUGUUUCUAAUAACAGUAGCCUUGGUAAUCACGCCCAAGGAUGUGCUGCACAUGAGCAGAUGCACAGACUCCUGGCUUGUUACAAGUUGUGAGCAUGGGAUCAGCAUUCAUGUAGCAGAAGUUCUUGCUUCUGAGACCACAAGCUACAUUUCAGUUUGAUGCAGCCUGCUCAGCAACCUCAGCAAUUCAACAUUGCUUAAUAAUAUUGGCACAAUCCCAAGCUCCUUAUAUCUUCAUGACAUUUUUCUCUGGCAGGUCAUACUCUGAACAGUUGUGAGACCAAAAUUCUGCCACAGUAGGAUGGAUCUCUGACCAUGUCUGAUAAAAGGAAGGCAAAGGUUUUGGCAGUAUCAUCUGCAGAGUUUGUCAUGAGGGAGUGGUUCUGAAGUUGUAAGGUGGGCACUAUGGAGUAGAAAUGCAGAAAUAUGAAAAACUGGACAAAAUUGGAGAAGGGACAUAUGGGACAGUUUUUAAGGCAAAGAACAGGGAUACUCAUGAGAUUGUUGCCCUGAAGAGAGUUCGUCUCGAUGACGACGAUGAGGGCGUGCCGUCGUCGGCCCUGCGCGAGAUCUGCCUGUUGAAGGAGCUCAAACACAAGAACAUCGUGCGCCUGCAUGAUGUGCUGCACAGCGACAAAAAGCUGACGAUCGUGUUCGAGCACUGCGAUCAGGACCUGAAGAAAUACUUCGACUCGCUGAACGGCGAGAUCGACCCGAAUGUCGUCAAGUCGUUCAUGUUCCAGCUGCUGCGCGGGCUGGCCUUCUGUCACAGCAAAAAGGUGCUCCACCGCGAUCUCAAGCCGCAAAACCUGCUCAUCAACAAGAAUGGCGAGCUGAAGCUGGCCGACUUCGGCCUGGCGCGGGCGUUCGGCAUCCCGGUCAAGUGCUACUCGGCCGAGGUGGUGACGCUGUGGUACCGGCCGCCGGACGUGCUGUUCGGCGCCAAGCUCUACUCCACCAGCAUCGACAUGUGGUCGGCCGGCUGCAUCUUCGCCGAGCUGGCCAACGCCGGCCGGCCGCUCUUCCCGGGCGCCGACGUUGACGACCAGCUGAAGCGCAUCUUCAAGCUGCUGGGCACGCCGACCGAGGAGACGUGGCCGGGCAUCGGUGCGCUGCCCGAGUACAAGCCGUUCCCGCUCUACCAGCCGACCAUGCCGCUGUCGCAGGUGGUGCCCAAGCUGAACAGCAAGGGCCGCGACCUGCUGCAGCGUCUGCUGGUGUGUAACCCUUCGCUGAGGAUUAGUGCCGACGACGCGCUCAGCCACGUCUACUUCUCUGAUCUCAGUCCGGCCCUGAAGACGACCUGAUGACCUUAGGUCAGGGCACUCCGGUCAGGUCGGCUCAGGCCGAUGGAUCUGAUCACUCGCCGCUGCGGUUUUCGGCGUUCUUCCGCCGGUGCUGCCUAUUUUCAGAUGUAUUUAUGUUGUCGCCAGGUGAUGUCUUAUGUUGGUCGUAAGUUUGUGCGCCCGUCGGCUGGGUGGCGCCGCAAUUGUCAUUUACCCGCAUGUAGUCAUCUUGUACAUGGAAUACAUACUCGAGACGUUUU
Messenger RNA from Pollicipes pollicipes, 1676 nucleotides. It is a transcript of the gene Cdk5, whose product is annotated as Cyclin-dependent kinase 5. Gene Ontology annotation, cellular component: cytoplasm; nucleus. Bases 547 to 1437 code for a protein of 296 amino acids. The transcript has 8 exons. Gene Ontology annotation, molecular function: cyclin-dependent protein serine/threonine kinase activity; ATP binding. Gene Ontology annotation, biological process: synaptic vesicle transport; neuron apoptotic process; axonogenesis. Lineage: Eukaryota; Metazoa; Arthropoda; Thecostraca; Pollicipedomorpha; Pollicipedidae. The record is from RefSeq and is a predicted model, not a curated record.